Messenger RNA from Helobdella robusta, 555 nucleotides. RefSeq lists its product as hypothetical. The transcript has 3 exons. Gene Ontology annotation, biological process: signal transduction. The annotation marks the transcript as partial. The record is from RefSeq and is a predicted model, not a curated record. Lineage: Eukaryota; Metazoa; Annelida; Clitellata; Rhynchobdellida; Glossiphoniidae.
GUUUUUGGCAAUUCACUGGCCUCUGUACCAAAAGUUUCAGUUGAUCAGUUUGGAUUAGUUCCAAAGGUUUUGGUAAAUCUUGUUAGUAUACUCGACAAUCAUUUAGAGGUAGAAGGCUUAUUUAGAAAAACUGGUUCCAUGGCUAGGAUGAAAGAAUUAAAAAAUCGAGUUGACAAUGGAGAAACCUUGGAUGAUGAAUGCAGCCCAUUGGAUGUUGCUGGUCUGAUGAAACAGUUCUUCAGAGACAUGCCUGACCCUUUGUUGACCUUUGAACUCUAUGACUCCUUCAUGGAAUGUUUUGUUAAUCUUGGCAAUGACAAUGCAGAAUGUUCUGAUGUUACCUGCAAACUCUGCUUUUUCCUGCCUGAAGUUAACCUGGCAACAGUUCGUUACUUGAUGUCGUUUUUGUCAAGGCUUGCUUCUAAAUCUGCAGAGAACAAGAUGGAUGCCUACAACAUUGCUGUUUGUGUUGCUCCUAAUAUUCUGUUCUCUCUUCAGUCGAAGAAAGAGCUCAAAAAGCCAGCAUCAUUGAGUGGGGGACUGAUGACACCGUCG